Messenger RNA from Clupea harengus (Atlantic herring), 5554 nucleotides. It is a transcript of the gene lca5, whose product is annotated as lebercilin LCA5. Gene Ontology annotation, biological process: intraciliary transport. The record is from RefSeq and is a predicted model, not a curated record. Lineage: Eukaryota; Metazoa; Chordata; Actinopteri; Clupeiformes; Clupeidae. Gene Ontology annotation, cellular component: axoneme.
UGCCAUGGCGAAGCGUCACAGUGACAGUCGGAGUACCGAGGCAUGGAUUCGAUCUGUUUGAAAGAAUGAUUUCGGCGAGCUGGAGUUGACAGUACGCCUGCUGUCCCGUUCCAGCCACCCCACCUAGAGUGUGGUCGUCUUGGUCGUCGAAUUAAAGGGGUUGCAAAAUUAGUUACCCACCCUUAAGAAAGUUCCACGGCCAUUUUCUGCAUGGGAAGACAACAGAGUUGCUAGCUAGCUAGUUCAUUUGGUAGCUGGGACAACAGUUGUUUUGCUAACUCCUGAAUCAUCCUUACAAUUUCCUCGCUUCAGGCAUCACCAUUCAGAAGUCAUGAAUUCGUGGAAAUGAACAGAAAGGAAGGGGAAAGCAUGAAUUCCCAUGGCACAAUGCCGGAUAAUUCCCAGGACAACCGAGAGCGCAAACUGAGCCGGCAGUCUCUUCGGAGCAUUGGGAAGGAGUCGGAGCGCUCGUACCACAGUCGGAAACUGGACAAGCGGUCGGAGGAUGCCGACAGCUCACUGGGGGACCGCAACCACAACGGGGACCAGGAGCCAAGGCUGGAGCGGGCCCGCACCAGAACCAAGGAGCUGGCGGAUACGGAUCGGGGUCGAGACCCAGAUCGAGACCGGAUGUCAGAUGGGGAGAGGAGCAGCGGAUCGUUCUACUCGGAAGAUUACGACAAGCUGACGCCGUCGGAGCGUUCUAUCUCUCCGGGUUCUCUAUCUGUGAGUCCACGCCGGCCAGCACGGGCCAGGAGAGUGACCAGCAGCCCACUUCACAGAGCAGGUUACCAUAAGGGGGCUUCCCACCCUUCACAUCGCACAGGUUACCGUAAGGGAGCGUCCCACCCUCCACAUCUCAAAGGUCAUCGUAAGGGAGUGUCUCGUCCGCUGCGCCCCGGUGUGCAGCACCCCCCUCACCGCUGGGGCGGCACCAGCUUCGGCGCCCAGGGUGUGGCCGGGGUCCGAGUGGGCCAGCGGUCCUCCAGCCUGACCAAGGAGCCACCGGCGAGGGACCUGGACCUGGUGACCAAGCGCCUGCUCUCAGCGCGGCUGCUCAAGAUCCACGAGCUGAAGAACGCCUUCGCCGAGCUCCAGCUGAAGACGGACGAGCUGCGCAAGGAGAACCGUCUGCUCCGGCAGCUACAGCUGCGCCACGAGAAGGCUCUGAAUCGCUAUAGCGACACGGAGAGCGAGAUCGCCCAGCUGCUGGCGCGCCACAGCAACGAGACGCACGCGCUGCGGGAGCGUCUGCGCCGCAGCCAGGAGCGCCUCCGCGCGUCGGAGCGCGGCCAGCGCGAGGCGGACGAGCGGCUGCAGAGGAGCGAGCAGGAGCUCCAGAAGCUGAGGAAGCUCGCCGACGACCAGCGACUCGGGGAGAGAGAGGAGCUCUCCCGCAGGCUCGAGGCCAGCCAGCAGAGGGUGCAAGAUAACGAACGCAAAAUGAAGGAGCUGGAACGGAACAUGGAGCUGAGCAAUGGGAGCUUCCAGAGGCAGCUGGUGGGAGAGAGGAGGAGAACCCACGAGGCGCAGGAGGAGGUGCGCUCCCUGCAGGAGGAAGUGGAGAGACUUACGCUUAAGCUGAAGGAUAAGGAGAGAGAGCUGGACACCAGGAACAUCUACGCCAACCGCAUGCCGAAGACCCACACGGACAAUAUGGCCAAGAAGAAAGCCGACCAUGAUGUUCCUCCCUAUGUAGUUUUGUGCUCCAGGUCGGAAAACCUGCGAAGAUUCCCAAGCAGGAGUAGCAGUAAGGCGGUACAGACAGUAGACAGGACGAUCUCGCUGGACUUCCCCUCCCCUCCCCCCGCCAUCACCGACGGCAGCGAGUUCACUGAGCACGGGGCUGACGAUUACCUCUCUCUCAAGAUUCAUCAACCUCUGGAACCUACAUCCCAAAGGGUAACUAAGGAACUACAGAACGGAGAACAGACGUCGAAAGAGACAAACGCAUCAAGAGAUCGAGAACAAGAACGAGAGCGUGAGAGGGAGAGAGAGAGGGAAAAGGAACGACGGAGAGAGGGAAUGAAGAAGGAGAAGGAGGACAAGGAGAGGGAGGAGAAACUGAAGUUCGACCAGGAGCUGAACACCUUGGAGGAGAAGGCCAAAAGACUCAGAGAUGAUAAGUUAGCGUCACGUGACCCUACGGUCUCAGACACCCACUCAGUGGAGGGAGCUGGCCCAGCCUUUUAUGAGCUCAACAACUGGGAAAAGGAGGAGGACACCAGGAAGAAGCGCAGUCUCUCCAAUCUCCAGAAGGAGGAUGAGAACAGGCGUGGGCACGGCCUCACUAAGGAAGAGGAAGUUAAAGCUAAAGACAUAGAGAGUCCCUCUGCCACAGUGUCCAAUCAGGAGAGAGUGGAGGAGGAGAGUAGUCGGAAACAGCACCUCCUGGAGAAGAUGCGCCAGAUCGACAAGCAGAACCAAGGGGGCGACCCGGACCGGUUCUUCUCCGACCCGGCGGGGGAACCGGUUUCUGAGACGCGCUCUUCCUCGCGGGUCUCUGAGCCGCGGAACCAGAAUUCGUCCAUCUUCAGCUUCACGGAGCCAGCGGAGAACGUCACCUUGCGGGGGGGUUCGGAGCGCGGUGGUGGCGGGGGGGAGGGUGUGACGGGGGGGCGCAGGGGAGGCCUCAGGGGCUCCCAGAAGCCCAGUGAAGAGGAUGGCUUCUCAUUCGGCAGCUAUGCGCCAUCGUUCGGCCGCCCGGCCCAGAGAGCCGCCCUCUCCUCCACCUCCACCUCCACCUCCAGGAGUCGGCCGGAGAUCGCCCCCAAACCAGUGCUCGACUCUGGGCUUGACACUGGGCUGGACCUGGGCACGGACCUGGGAGGGGUAGGGAAGGAGCGCAAGUCCAACCUCAUGCAGCAGCUCUUUGGGUUGGCCACCGCCCCAGUGCCCCCUUCCUCCAAGAUGGAGGUCCUGAACCACCCGCCCACAUCCAACCCCCCCUUGUCGGGUGUGGGAGGGCGCAGAAAAGACACAGAGUCACCGCCUAGCAACAACAACAACAGUAGAACGUUGCCUAGCACCAGGAGCACCCUGCACAUCACUGAAAGCCGUCCGGCGGUGAGGGCAAUCCCCUCGUUCGACGACGACAUUGAGGAGCUCACCCUCUGAUCACCGACAUCACUGUGGUCUGAACACUAAGAGACAUUUGUUAUUGUGGACAGGAAAAGGGAUCUAAACUUUCUGCUCUGUCCUGUCAAGCACUUUUACAAGCACCAAAUCAUUUCAGAUAAACAGAGGUCUAACUGAAAAAAUGCCCAUGGGUCCUAGAGUUCAUUAACUCAUUACUAUAUCAUAUGUGUGUUGUAACACACACACAUACACAUGCAGCACAACUCGCUUUUCUCUGUCCUUAGUACAAAAUGGCAGCAACAGCAUUGUUAUACUCUCAGCCAGUCUGUGUGUGUGUGUGUGUGUGUGUGUGUGUGUGUGUGUGUGUGUGUGUGUGUGUGUGUGUAGACUCCAUUGCAAAGUGCCGUGUUGUCUGUUCUUAUAUCUACCGAUUUUGGAAUAAGAUGAUAGUGACUUUGGAGAUCUCCUGUAAUCAGGUUUUAUUUAUCUGUGUGUGUGUGUGUGUGUGUGUGCGUGUGUGUGUCUUUUUGUUGUUUAAUUAUCGCAACAGAUAACACUAUCAAUUAUGUCUUUUGAUGCCAUUGCAGAACCUCUCUUCUUGAAACAGAAUCACUUACAUUAACUUUCUCACCAGUCAGUCGCUUUGCUCUACCCUAAAGGAGAGGAGUUUAGUCACAAUCUCCACAAGCUCUACUGAUAUUUGGGGAGCUUUUGCUUUGUCCCUGCACGUCAACAUUUGGUUUAGAGGGGGAAGGGACAUGAACGACACCUAACUUAGUCAAUACACACACACCACGGCUGGGGCUUUAGAUGGUGUGAGAAGACUCUUUAGGACUUUGUUAAAGGACACAAUGAAGACAGAAAUCGACUUGCUCAAAGCUUAUUUUGUAGGAUUUGAGUGGAUGGUAAUAGUGUCAUAAUGUACUUUUUUUUCAUCACUAUGUUUGUCUCUGUGAUGCACUUCUCAGAGAGCUUUAAGAGAGGUGAUGGGAAGACAGGAACCCAGUGAGAGAGCUGAUGUUUGGCCAGUGUGCUGGCAGAGUGAGGAACUGUUGUGCAUGAAUGUUUGUGAGGGACUGGGCUCUCCUACCACUUGGGGACUUUGCAAAAAGCGCUACAUAGCCCUGGUCAGACAUUAGACACCUAUGCGCCAAGCACAGUUUCAUUUUGACACAUGGAAGAGACACACACACACACACACACACACACAAGCGUGCAAACGUGCAGAAAUGAAACGGAAAUCAAUCCCGCCCAAGUCAGUGUAUUUCUUAGCUAUGGCUCUUAAAAGUGUCACACUCACACUCAUCUGGUAGGUACUGUACACCACACACUGUCAUCUCAAACUGUAAAACCACAGAGCACUAAGCUAGGCACUUUUGCCCUGGUGUGCAUCAUCUUACAUGGUCCUAAUCGAGUGAUACUCUACUGCUAUGAGUUGCUUCAUCGUCUUGUCAUGAAACAGAUGUGUGUGUGUGUGUGUGUGUGUUCGUCUGUAUUUGGGUUUGAGGAAGAAGAAGAAACAUUCCUAUUGAGGUCAUACGAAUGUACGAAGAUGUUUCAUUAGUUAACAACUGUGUUACAAAUAACACAUCGGAUUGAUAAUGGUGAAAGAGUUUUUAGGUAAACAUCCCUUUAGUAUCUAAGGGUUUGUUUAUGGUUGUACAUGUUUUUGUAUAUUUCCAUACUCUGCUCUAUCAAAGCUUUUGUUGUUUACACGUUUACAUUCAGUGCAGGUAGGGCAUACUGAUCAUGGUCAUGGUCAUGCACUCUUAAAGAAAGUAUUCCCUGUUCCUUGACACUUUACCUUGACAAUGUAUCAUUUAUAGGCCUACUGUAAACCAUAUGUCAACAUGUUGUCCCCCCAGAGUAGAAAAAGUUUUCACUUUCUCAGAUACUUCAUAUAAUAUGAAAUUUAUUUUGUAUAUGGUUACAACAGAUGGUGUAUUUGUUACUGGCAUCACUUUCAAAUCGUAUAAAAUUACAAUUCAUUAUAAAGGGUUUUUGUAUAUGUUUGGUUUUUGUAUGUCUAAUGUUUUUUCACCCUAAAUCGUGGAGUUUGUGUAUGUGGCAGUUUUGUUCAAAUUUUGUUGUACUGAGGCUUGUAUCAUCCAUACAACUAAUUUAAAAGUUGUGUAAGGGACAUACAAUACCUCCUUGUCCACUAGAAACUUUAAAAUGUAAAGCAUUGCCAUAGGGAUCAGAUUGGCCUCUGUUUGCCAACAUUUGUGGUAGCACUGUAUUUUACAUGUCACUAUUAUUAGCCUCUACCGACAAUCACUUUAUAAUAAUUAUGACCAAGCUCACAUCUGAAGAGCACAUCUGAAAUGUCUGUGGUGAUGUCUAUUCUAUGUCUGUUAAUUAGCUUUACUUUGUAGAAGAUAUGUUCUUCUUUUUAUAUUGCGUUAUUUAAUCAAUGUAAUAAUGUGAAUGUUAACACUCUGUUUUUUAAUUUUUUAAAUAAAGGUUUUCAAAGGUU